AUGAACUGGAAAAAGGCUUUAAGUUUAGCAGGUGGAGCAGCAGCAGUUGUUGCCUUGACAUAUAUGCUAAUGAAAGAUGAUGAAAAUGAUGAUGAAAAUGAUGACAAUCCAAAAAGAAAUAGAUCAGGGAAAAGUUCCAAUAGAAUAAUGAAAGGAGAUUCGAUGACAAGAGAAGAUUUACUUCAGUUAUUAAACGAAAUGCUUAAAUUGCAAACAGAUAUGAAAAAUAUCGUAAAAAUUUUAAUUCAAGUUGCAAAGGAUAACAACUAUGACUUUAUGACGGUUUACAAUGAAGCAAAAAAACAUAAUACAAUAGACCCAUUAGGAAAAUAUCAAAUUGAAAUGCCUGAGUUUGACAAGGUUGUCGAAAGCUAUCACAGUGAUCCAGAGGUUAAAGAAGCAGUUUCUAAACUUAUGACAUCCCAAGAAAAUUACUAUUCAAACAUCAGCGACUCAGCAAUAUUGAGCGUCGACAAAAUUAUUGAAAUACAUCAUUUUAUGUUAAAUGAGUUAUAUAAGAUCGAUCCAGAAUUUAAAAAAAUUCCAAAUACAAAUGAAUUAGAUCCAAAACUUAUAGCACUAGUUAUUCAGUCUAUAAUUAGUGCGAGAGUAGAGGAUGAAUUCAAUUUAACAUCAGAAGACGUAGAGGCCUCUAUUGCAAAUCAACAAUAUGCAUUAACAUCAAAUAUGGAAUUUGCAAGAAUCAAUAUACAGAUGCAAACUGUUAUGAACAAGUUUAUGGGUGACCAUUUUAAAUUUAUGUGUGAUAGGGAAGGAGGCUAUUAA
Molecule: messenger RNA, 786 nt
Organism: Plasmodium vinckei vinckei
Lineage: Eukaryota; Apicomplexa; Aconoidasida; Haemosporida; Plasmodiidae
Product: conserved Plasmodium protein, unknown function
Exons: 9
Coding region: 1-786 (261 amino acids)
Source: RefSeq, a predicted model, not a curated record